AUGAGCAGCGACUCACUGCCUCGCACUAUGGCGUCCUUGCCUGAUGAUCAUUGGCGUCCAACCUAUGAAGAUAUUCAUAUUAUGAUUCGGGACAUUUCGGUAAAAAUACGAGAAGAGUUUCAACCGGAUCUUAUCGUCGCAAUUGGUGGUGGCGGAUUUUUUCCCGCGCGAGUAUUGCGCACGUUUCUAAAGAAACGCGAUGCACAGAACCCUAACAAGAUGCGCAAUUUACCGAUUCAAGCUAUUGGUUUAAGCCUGUAUGAAGAGGUAGAAGGUGUGUCAGGCGAGAUGAUUGGCAAAGAAGUGAUUCGUACGCAAUGGCUCGACAAGGGGGACGUAGUGGGUAACAGCACGACCCAAAAUGAUGCAGGAGGACUGCUCGGAAAAAAUGUCCUCAUUGUGGAUGAGGUGGAUGAUUCGCGCACGACGCUUCACUAUGCAUACCAUGAGCUUUUGAAAGAUGUGCGGAAAGCGAUUCAGUCCUACACACCUGAGGAACGGGCUAAGAUUCCUCCCACGCGCUUUGCCAUUUUUGUCGUUCAUAACAAGUUGGGACCAAAGAGAGCUGAACUUCCUAUGAUUAAGGAGCCAAAGGAUGAAGUGAUCGAGGACGGCGUCAGCACUGGCGUGUACUAUUACGCAGCAGAGAUGAUGCCCCCCGUUUGGAUCAACUUUCCUUGGGAAGAAACAGAUAUCCUGGAACAUAACCGACUGUCAGAACUGGCCAAGCAUCUUGGUGUUGGACAGCCGCCGAAAUCAUAG
Malassezia globosa CBS 7966 is the source of this 762-nucleotide messenger RNA. RefSeq lists its product as uncharacterized. Lineage: Eukaryota; Fungi; Basidiomycota; Malasseziomycetes; Malasseziales; Malasseziaceae. Gene Ontology annotation, cellular component: cytoplasm. Bases 1 to 762 code for a protein of 253 amino acids. Gene Ontology annotation, biological process: hypoxanthine metabolic process; GMP salvage; IMP salvage. The transcript has a single exon. Gene Ontology annotation, molecular function: hypoxanthine phosphoribosyltransferase activity. The record is from RefSeq and is a predicted model, not a curated record.